GGGAAAUUGUGACAGAGCCCUCUGAAAAGCGGCCGCCCGCGGCUCCCUGGGCUCUGCGAGGAGGCUGCGCCCAGCGUGGACCGUCCAGCGCGACAUGGAGCCGAAGAAGAUCCGGGAGGGCUACCUGGUGAAGAAGGGAAGCAUGCUUAACACCUGGAAGCCCAUGUGGGUUGUGCUGUUAGAAGACGGCAUUGAGUUCUACAAGAAGAAAAGCGACAGCAGCCCCAAAGGAAUGAUCCCCCUGAAAGGAAGCACUCUGACGAGCCCCUGCCAGGACUUUGGCAAAAGGAUGUUUGUGUUGAAGAUCACUACGGCCAAACAGCAGGACCACUUCUUCCAAGCAGCCUUCCUAGAGGAGAGAGAUGCUUGGGUUCGAGAUACCAAGAAGGCCAUUAAAUGCAUUGAAGGAGGCCAGAAGUUUGCAAGGAAAUCCACAAGAAGGUCCAUUCAUCUGCCAGCAACCAUUGACUUAGGUGCCUUGUAUCUCUCCAUGAAAGACACUGAAAAGGGGAUAAAGGAACUGAACCUGGAAAAGGACAAGAAGGUUUUUAAUCACUGCUUCACAGGGAGCGGCGUUGUUGACUGGCUGGUCUCCAACAAGUCGGUUCGGAACCGCCAGGAAGGCCUCGUGGUCGCCUCUUCGCUCUUCAGUGAAGGGUACCUGCAGCCGGCUGGUGAUAUGUCCAAGAGCGCGGCAGAUGGAGCAUCUGAAAACCCCUUUCUCGACAAUCCUGACGCUUUCUACUACUUUCCGGACAGUGGGUUUUUCUGUGAAGAGAACUCCAGCGAUGACGACGUGAUUAUAAAAGAGGAAUUCAGGGGGGUCAUCAUCAAGCAAGGAUGCUUAUUGAAGCAGGGUCAUAGGAGGAAAAACUGGAAAGUGAGAAAAUUUAUUCUGAGAGAAGACCCAGCCUUCCUGCACUACUACGACCCUGCCGGGGGGGAGGACCCACUGGGAGCAGUUCACCUGAGAGGCUGUGUGGUGACUUCUGUGGAGAGCAGCCCUGAUGGCAAGAAGGGAGAUGAAGAGAACCUUUUUGAGAUCAUCACUGCAGAUGAAGUUCAUUACUUCCUGCAAGCGGCCACUCCCAAGGAGCGCACUGAGUGGAUCAAAGCCAUCCAGAAGGUCUCUCGGACUGGGAAGUGAGGACAGACUGCGUGUCCUCACCUCAUAGACAAGCUCAGUCCACAGCUUGUCUACUCAAUGGGAAGGCACCAAGGGGUGGGAGAUGUUUAACUAAGUGCCUCAUAGUAUUCACCUAGACCACUUCACUGGCCUCAGCCCCCACACGCAUCUGUGUCUGACGCCAUGUCGCAAGCUACUUAGCCUCUCCAGCUCUCGGGGCCUCUUCUGAAGAAAGGAGCCAACUAGGAGACCUCUGAGUUCCCCUAGCUGCAGAAUAGGUAAAUGGACGGUGCCUUGUGAUUCAAUACCAUGGAGGGGAAAGGGCCUCUCGACAUCCUUCCUUGGCAGGUCUCGACCCUCAGCUGUCACAGGAUGUGCCAAGACCGGAGGUGUUUCUUCCCUUUGGGACUGUUGGCAGGUGUGAUGACAAUGCCAGGCUUCAGCUUUCUCUGUGCCCUUUGGUCCCUUUGCACCAGCUCUUGGCAGUGAGAUCCUGAGACACAAUGAAGCAUGCUCUUCUGCCUUCUCUACCCACCCAGGGACUUCCCAAGAGGAGUGGUGACUUUAAAAAAAAAAUUUAUUCAUUUGAAAGAGAGAGAGAGACAGAAUGGGUUCACCAGGGCCUUCAGCAACUGUAAAUGAACUCCAGAUGCUUGUGCAUCUGGCUUACGUGGGUCCUGGAGAAUCAAACCUGGGUCCUUUGGCUUUGCUUGUAAGCACCUUAACCACUAAGCCAUCUCUCCAGCCCAGGAGUGGUGACUUUAAUGGUUAAGCCUUCUAUGACUCUGUAUAGCCUCUGAAGUUAUAUCUCCUGGGGUGGGAGGAUACCUGAGGAAGCCAGGAGAAGUGCGGGGUACUUCCCAGGGGCUGAUGUUGCCCAGAGCAGGUGAAUUCCACUCCAGAUACAUCUCCAUUCAUCCUUUGUUAGUAAACUAGCUGGAGAACGUAGUUGGGGGAGGGAGAGUCUCCUUUUGUUCUUGUCUGGAGUAUCUCUGAGCUGUUUGCUAUGAUGAGAAGUGGAACCCCAAGUCUGUGAACUUCUCUUGAGGCUUACAGGGGAAAUAAAAGCCUCGUGUGAGCUCCCUGAGUGGCGAGGGGCCUGGGCAGCUGCAAGGAAAGCAAGGACUCGGCCAUCCCAGCUCAUCUCCCAGCAGAGAGGAGAGGGCUGGGCAGCAAAGGGCACGUUGAUGCGAUGCUGGCUCUAGAGAUCCACGCAGGCUGGCGGUGGUAGCUGUCCGUCCACACCACGCUACCUUCCAGUCGCUACCUUGCCGUGCUCCAGCCUUAGACACAAGCAGCUCAGACUUGGGUUCCCGAGCCCUUCCCGGCCCCAUCCUAGCCAAAGCGAUCUAACCCACAUCAAAACGGAGACGUGUUCACAAUGUCUCACCCUGACCAGUCAGUGGUCAUUUCUUUCUCAAAUCGAGAAAGGUAACUUCUGUAGAAACAACUAUGCAAUAUGAAGGUCUAUUUUUCUACGUCUAGAUUUUAAGAAAAUAAUUCCUGGUUUUACAGCUCCUCUUUUUCCUCCCUCAAGUCCCUGGCAUCAUUCAUGAGGUUGUUCCAGAUUGUUUUUUCAUCAAUGACCAAGAGAUAGAGCGCUUAUCUUCUCCUUUAAUUCUUUAGCACGUUUUCUGCGUGGGCUGUACACCAUAGUUUUAUGACUCAGCGUUGAAAUGUUUAUUACUAUGAAAUCAACCUUACGUUGUGAAAUAAACAUGACUUAGUUUAAUGCA
Messenger RNA from Jaculus jaculus (lesser Egyptian jerboa), 2862 nucleotides. RefSeq names its product pleckstrin (gene Plek). The coding region runs from base 95 to 1147 and encodes 350 amino acids. Gene Ontology annotation, cellular component: plasma membrane. The transcript has 9 exons. The record is from RefSeq and is a predicted model, not a curated record. Gene Ontology annotation, biological process: intracellular signal transduction; actin cytoskeleton organization. NCBI's taxonomy places the organism in Eukaryota, Metazoa, Chordata, Mammalia, Rodentia, Dipodidae.